Galleria mellonella (greater wax moth) is the source of this 851-nucleotide messenger RNA. It is a transcript of the gene amrt, whose product is annotated as TM2 domain-containing protein CG11103. The record is from RefSeq and is a predicted model, not a curated record. The coding region runs from base 142 to 693 and encodes 183 amino acids. NCBI's taxonomy places the organism in Eukaryota, Metazoa, Arthropoda, Insecta, Lepidoptera, Pyralidae. The transcript has a single exon.
UGUACUAAAAAAUAAAAGCGAAACUGACAUUUGUUUGUUUUUUAGGUGGUGUGGUCAAUUGACAAAUUUUUAUUAACAUAUUAUUUUUUAUACGUAAAAAAUGGAAUGGACUGAAUUUUGUUAAUUAGAAAUGUACCAAAUAUGUCUCUUAUAGAGUACAUAUUUAUACUAUCUUUUGUAAUCCUUUUUAUGGUAUCUGCUAGCUUAACAGAAAGUAAUCCAUAUGCAGAUGAACCGUAUCGACCUCUGGGGCCACUCGUGAAGUGCAACUUUUUACCUUUGGAUUUUCUCAAUUGCAAAGAACCUUUAGACCAUAAAGGAAAUCACUCGGCUAGAGAUGCCGCCGGCCACGGAUGCGUGAAAUUCGGAGGGGUUAGAUAUGAAGAAGUUGAACGAACUAAAGUGCAAUGUGAAGUCCUCAAUAACAUAGAGUGCCACGGACCUAGAACAUUCCUAAAAGAUGGGUUUCCAUGCGUGCGAUAUUCUGGACAUUACUUCACCACAACUUUAAUCUAUAGCAUACUCUUAGGUUUCCUAGGAAUGGACAGAUUUUGUUUAGGUCAAACUGGUACUGCCGUUGGUAAAUUACUUACUCUAGGAGGCUUAGGUAUAUGGUGGAUAGUGGAUGUUGUGUUACUUAUAACAAAUAGUCUACAUCCAGAGGAUGGCAGUAAUUGGAACCCAUAUGUUUAAUUUAUUAUACUUAAAAAUCUAAUUUAUUUUUCACAAUUCUGCUGUAAAAAAAUUUAGAAUCUUAAGUAUGUACAGAUUUAAUAAUUAUGAUUAAAAUUAUGAAAUAAAGGUUGUAGCAACUGUAUUUAUUAUUACUUUAUUAAAAGAAUUGUUAAUUA